AUGAAGGUUUACGCGGGGUGUGUGUGGUCUGCAGUAGCCGGCACCAUAGUCGAAAGCGUCGACAGUGUCACGCCGCAGGUGAUUCGUGAUAGAAGAGAGUGGGACCGGAUCGUCAAUGACUAUACGAAGAACAUGAACGACUCUACGAUGAACGCGCCUGUGCACAGCGAUGUCAUGCCACAGCGCCAAGAGCGCGCGAAACCUUUGGUGUGCAUGUAG
Peronospora matthiolae is the source of this 219-nucleotide messenger RNA. Lineage: Eukaryota; Oomycota; Peronosporomycetes; Peronosporales; Peronosporaceae. The record is from the annotation of a GenBank genome assembly.